ACGAAGCUACUCUGCAGCCGUGGUCAUUCAGAUUUAGUCCAAAUUAUACAGUGAUGCGACGUUAUUGCUCAGACAGCAGUUAUGUUUAUUCUUGCUGAGAUACUUUAUUGAAUUUAAGAAGAAGAGACCACUGUGCAUGUGUCCCACUCCCAAUUUAACGCCCUCGUGCCUUUCCUGUUACCAAAUAAAAAGAAACGACUGAGAGGAGGGAAAAUAUUAAGAGGUCUCACUUGCUCACUAUUUCGUGUGAGUGGAAUAGCAUUGCAUCGGAAUAUGUUGCAAGAUUUAUGGCAUCCUGUUGUUGACCAUAGUUUUUCGUUUACUGGUUUACUUGGACCAAAUUGCCAACAGAGUAUAUCCUGAGAUGAAAUGAACUGUUGUUUUUGAGGCUCUGUUGUUGAGAGUGAUUUGCCAUAUUGGUCACCAUGGUAACAGAGCGGCUUGCGGUUGGGGUGUGAGAUCAGUGUGUGAGUGUUACGUGCGGUCUUGCUGAGCAUAAACGAUCUUUGUAGCUACCCUGGCUCCAAGGCUCAUACAGCCUACAACUCUCCAUCGGGUCUAGGCGUGGCUUUGAGAUGGGUGUGGCACCUUGUGCCGGGAAGUUUUCUGUCAACAGUUGAAGGUCUCUGAGGCAGGACAGCUCUCUGGAAGACAGAGAAAGGACAAUAUGAGCCUCCUGCAAAUGCUGAAAUCCCAGUUCUUGAGCCAUCUGAUCAUCUGCUAUGUGUUCCUGGUCAGCGGCCUCAUUGUUAACCUGCUGCAGUUCUGCACUUUACCUCUAUGGCUGGUCAAUAAGCAGCUGGCCCGCAGGGUCAACUGCAGACUAGCCUACUGCAUCAGUAGCCAGAUGGUAGCAGCCUUGGAAUGGUGGUCUGGAACAGAAUGCACGCUCUACACAGACCCAAAGAGUUAUCCACUGUAUGGAAAUGAAAAUGCAAUUGUAGUCCUCAACCACAAUUUUGAGAUAGACUUCCUGUGUGGCUGGACCUUCUGUGAGAGAUUUGGGGUUCUUGGGAGUUCAAAAGUGUUGGCCAAAAAAGAGCUGGCUUAUGUACCUAUCAUUGGUUGGAUGUGGUACUUCCUGGAGAUCGUUUUCUGCAAGAGGAAAUGGGAGGAGGACCGGAGGACAGUGACUCAGAGUCUCCAGAACCUGCGAGAUUAUCCAGAAAACUUCUGGUUCUUGCUUUACUGUGAAGGAACACGCUUCACACCACAGAAGCACGAGAUCAGCAUGCAGGUGGCUGAGAGCAAAGGUUUGCCCAAGCUGAAGUAUCAUCUUCUGCCCAGGACCAAAGGAUUCUGGGUCACCGUCCAAAACCUCAGAGGAACUGUUGCAGCUGUAUAUGACUCCACGCUGAACUUCAGAAACAACGAAAUGCCAACCUUGCUUGGAAUUCUUAAAGGGAAGAAAUAUCACGCAGAUUUAUAUGUGAGGAGAAUCCCUCUAGAGUUGAUCCCAGAAGAUGAGGCAGAGUGUGCUGCUUGGCUCCACAAACUCUACCAGGAAAAGGACAGCUUUCAAGAGCACUACAUGCAGACAGGGCGUUUUCCAAGUCCCAUAGUGAACCCCCCAUGCCGGCCCUGGGCCUUGAUCAACUGGCUGUUCUGGUCCUGCCUGCUCCUCUAUCCCCUAGGCCUGCUACUGGCACAACUGAUCAGCUCUGGAUCAAUAUUGACCAUCUUAUCUUCUGUGGCUCUCUGCACUGCAGCUUCACUGGCAGUUCGAUGGAUGAUUGGCCAGACUGAAAUUAACAGAGGCUCAAAUUAUGGGAAUAAGGAGGCUCCUCUAAACAAGAACUAAGGGAUCCUGACUUACUCUAGAGCUGCUUCUUUACACAGCUACUAAUCUACAAACUGCCAAACACCAGUCUGACAGGCCUCUGAUGGACCAACAAGUGCAAACAUGCCUCAAAGCACAAUGCAGACUGGGUGUUCUCGUAUGGAUACACAGCGCCAGAAGCUCAAGAUAUAAGAUCAUAAAACUGGACAGUGCUGAGCAGCUUAUGUUCAACUUGCUUUGGAGAAAUAAAAAGGAAUGUGAGAUAAGAUAAAAUAUUCUCCUCAAAUCAAAUGCAAAUAUUUGAAUAAAAACAAGACAAACAUUUUUAGUGGUAAUUCAAACUGAAAUUGGAGUUCACUCAAGUGAAAAAUGAGUUAAUGAGUCAGUUUGUACAUUGCAAAUACUGUAAGAGCAGCAGAGAACCAGUUGUGUGUUGUGUGUCAGCGUCCUUGUGUCAGGGAGGGAGAGCAGGCUCUGUUUUUCCUCUUAGCUGGCUACGCUCCAGUCGCAUGAACAGCUCGACAAACCUUGAAAAUUGCUCCAAAAGCACCCGAAAGCUCCAACCUAACAUUUACUUCACAGCAAAGGCAGUGUCUCAUCUUAACAAACAGGUGGUGAAGCAGCACGCUCACUGUCCAACAUUGUUUGGUUAGCUCUCCUUUUGGUUAGUCACAGAGAAAGCCCUUAUCUUCUGCAAUCAGCUUCUCUGGGAUGUUUUUUUUCCCAACAACUUUAUUGAAUUGAAUGUAAAACGGGAAUAUUAGUGAGAACAGGCAUAAACACCAAACAGAAUAAAUACAUAGCAGUUAUAAAUUAAAAAACAUAUUAGGUGCAUGUUGUGAUAAACAUGAGGAGAGAGUCAACACCUGAGUCAUUGCUGUGUGGUUUUUAGUCUUACACAUACUUCUGUUUUUUGUGUAGUAAACUUCCUGAAGGGGUAAGACAGGAAGGGAAAAAUGAAACCUAAAGUAUGCGUAGCAAACAUUUGCCUUGAACAUACUGAACUGUCAUUUUGUUUUGUGACUUUAACGGGUUUGUUGAAGGAAAAAACACCUCACAGCCAAACUUGUUUUAAAACCUGAUUACUUUACACAGGUGCCAUGUAUGCUAAUGAAGAAAAGAUAACCUCAAAAUCACAGUUUUGUAUGCAGUGAUACAUAAAUGAUGUGGUUUAAACUAUACAGGUCUGAGAAAUAAUAAUAAUUGUGACAAAUAUAACAAUAUUAAUAUAUAAUAUGGAU
This is a messenger RNA of Thunnus maccoyii (southern bluefin tuna), 3021 nucleotides long. RefSeq names its product 1-acylglycerol-3-phosphate O-acyltransferase 4 (lysophosphatidic acid acyltransferase, delta) (gene agpat4). Gene Ontology annotation, molecular function: 1-acylglycerol-3-phosphate O-acyltransferase activity. Gene Ontology annotation, cellular component: mitochondrial outer membrane; endomembrane system. The transcript is spliced from 10 exons. The record is from RefSeq and is a predicted model, not a curated record. Lineage: Eukaryota; Metazoa; Chordata; Actinopteri; Scombriformes; Scombridae. The coding region runs from base 668 to 1801 and encodes 377 amino acids.